Molecule: messenger RNA, 2112 nt
Organism: Fonsecaea nubica
Lineage: Eukaryota; Fungi; Ascomycota; Eurotiomycetes; Chaetothyriales; Herpotrichiellaceae
Exons: 1
Coding region: 1-2112 (703 amino acids)
Biological process (GO): positive regulation of transcription by RNA polymerase II
Molecular function (GO): metal ion binding; transcription cis-regulatory region binding
Source: RefSeq, a predicted model, not a curated record
AUGUCAUCCAGCGCCACCUCCAUUCCGCCCACAAGCAAACUCCCUCCGUCCUCGAAUUCGUCCAGUUUCUCGCUCGCUCCUCCCGAUACUUCCUUCUCCAAACGCUCGAACAGCUCAGGGAGUUCUGGUGCAGCUAUUGCAACGCGUCAGAUCCCGCAGGCGCGCGGGAACCAACCAUUAAAGAAGCAGCACAAGCAACAAAGGAAACCUCGUCUUGUCGAUGAGGAUGUCCUACACGAGACUCACGCCAUGAGGUCCAUUAACUCACGCAAGGGUCAAACCUCCAUCACCCAUCUCAUGAACUUCUCGCUCCCUCCCCGCCCACAGCAUCACUAUCAGCAUCACUUCAAUCAUCGACACCAGAGACGUAAUCCUACCUGGGGUCUUGGCUCCGGCUAUCAUGCUGUGGACAAAGCCCGCUAUGUUCAUGCAAACUACCGCUUCGUCGUCCGUCCUGACCGGGAAUACCACGCACAGACAGUCGACGCAGAUGUCUACGUCAGUUGGGACGCUGUCUUGCAAGUGCUGGCAUCGGCCGAGACUCAAGAUGCUAGCUGUCCGAUCUGCCUGUCCACUCCGGUCGCUCCACGCAUGGCUAAAUGUGGCCACAUUUUCUGUCUACCCUGCCUCAUCCGCUAUAUGCACUCUACAGACGAAUCCAACCCUGUUCCGGACAAGCGACCCAGAUGGAAAAAAUGCCCAAUAUGCGAGGAUAGCAUUUAUAUAUCUGACGCGAGACCGGUCAGGUGGAUUCAGGGCAACGACGCCAGCAUGCUGAGAGAAGGUGGUGAUGUUCUGCUCAGGCUGCUGAAGCGCGAACCCGGUUCAACACUGGCGUUGCCUAGAGACACCGCAGAGAGCAACGGCCACUCGGAGGACAUCCCCUGGUUUCAUGUGGCUGGGAUGAUGGAGUACGCUCGCUUCAUGAAAGGUGGUGAAGACUAUAUGAAAACUCAGUAUGACCAGGAGAUUGCGGCUCUCGAUGCCCAGGAAAGGGAGGACGAACUGAUGUUUGGUGACGAGAACACAUGGACCCGGAAAGCUGUCCUGGCCGUUGAAGAUGCCAAACAGAAGUUGUCUGGGUUGGGAAAUCCACCUGUGGCAGCACCAACUUCUCCCGCAAAGCAACCAGAGAUUCCGGAGUCCUGGGAAUCAGCCGACCAGGAGUCUUCCAACCUAACUUCGGCAGUCAAGUCAAUGACUCUCAGUCAAGGCCUUCCUACCAUGAAACCCGCAUCAGGUCCAUCGAGACAUGCUCACGGACCCCAACGCCCAUUAUCCCACCCGUUCUAUUUUUACCACGCAUUACCAAAUUUCUUCCUUUCACCCUUAGACAUCCGAAUUUUGAAAGCUGCUUUUGGCGACUUUUCGGCAUUUCCAUCGACCAUCCUCCCGAGGGUAGAGCACAUAUCUACGGGACAUAUCAUAGAUGAUGACCUGCGCAAACGUGCCAAGUACAUGGCUCAUUUACCAUACGGGUGCGAGGUGACAUUCUUGGAAUGUGACUGGACCGAUGUCAUCAGCCCAGUCAUUCUAGAGCAGUUCCAAGAUGAUAUUACCCGGAGACGAAAGAGGAACCUGGAAAAAGAAGCAAGAGAAGAGAGAGAUAGAAUCCGAGCCGAAAAGGAAGAGGACGAUAAGAGAUGGGCUGCCGCCCGAAGACCGCGGAGACCAAGCUCUGUACCAAAGAGUUUCACUGAAUCAGAUUUCCAGCCAUUGGUCGAGUCGGGCAAUCAUACAAGUUCUUCGCCAGGCGAAUCUGGUCUGGCAACAACACCGCCGUGGGGUAACGCGCGGGCUCAGUCUGCGUUUGCAACAUUGGCCACACCGGGCACGAGUCCUGACGCACCUCGAACGGUUUGGGGUACGGCGGCAGUCGCUCCACUCUCUCCACCCCUGCUCGCUGCGCCUGAACCUGUGAGCGCACACGCCGACGACGGCUGGUUACAGGGAUGGGAGCAGGAUCUCCUCGACGAGAGCGAUGCCGUGGCUAUGGUUGAGGCCUCCUUGAAUAAUGGUGGCUCACGCUCCAGUGGUGGUGCCCCGUCUUCGAAGAAAGGGAAGAAGAAGAAGAUUACACUUAUGUCAACGGGCAAUCGACGUGGCGCUUAG